Prosopis cineraria is the source of this 1253-nucleotide messenger RNA. RefSeq lists its product as uncharacterized. The coding region runs from base 321 to 1055 and encodes 244 amino acids. The record is from RefSeq and is a predicted model, not a curated record. NCBI's taxonomy places the organism in Eukaryota, Viridiplantae, Streptophyta, Magnoliopsida, Fabales, Fabaceae. The transcript has 5 exons.
UUCUCCUACUUCCCCAAUUUCUUCUUCUUCAUCAAGUUGUUACUAGAGGCAGAGAGAGGGUCGAAAAUCUCCCCCUUUUCAUUUCUUUUGGCGGUGGCUACGACUGGGAGACUACCGUACUGUUGCUAUCAGGUCGUCCUCAGGUGGUACUGUUGCUCUAUCGCCUGUCACUUUGCGUCGUCGCUAUUCUGGUGGCUGUGGGGUGUGUUUGUUUCUUUUCCUCCUCCUCUUGCACAAUCUUCUCCUUAUUCGUGCUUCUAUUAUCAUGGGCAGAGGUCACUUACGAAGUCCCUACUAGUGCAAACUUUAAGCGAAGGUUGAUGAUUUGGGCUUCUAAACGUUGGAGGAGUUUCAAGACAUCAGUAGCUCGUAGAUAUGUGCAUGUUGAGGUGCCAGAAGGACAGCCUUGGCCUGAUCCUUGCAUGCAAUAUACAUUUUUGGAAGCAGCUACUUUUGAAAAAUUCUUCAAGCUUCGAAUUACACCAGAGGCUUUGGAAAGAAGGAGAAGGGCACAAGAGAUUAGGAGAAUGAAUAAUUGUCCUCAAAUAAUGUCUCAUGGAGGUUAUGCUUUGGUCGAUAAAGCCUUGAUGAAGGCCAAGAGGAUGAAGAGAGAAGAAGUUCAAUAUGAUCCUUCAAUUCUAUUAUCUCCACCAUCUCUAGUAUGUCGUGAUGAGAGAUGGAUCCACGCUCACCAAAAGAAGGAUGGGUCCUUUUCAAGCGAGUAUGCUCGUGAUGUUGUUGCCAAAAUUAAUGAGCUUAAACAAAAACAAUCUGAUAGAUCAUUCAUUCUAGAGGGAAGGAAUGACAUCUUGACUAUAACUAUAGGGAAACCAGAGCAUCCUGGAUGUGUUAGGGGAGUUGGAUUAGGGGUGAGCAUAAGGGAUGUAUUUGGACUACCUCGUCAAUGCCAUUCUUCAGGACUUGUGACAAGGGAGGAGAUGACUAUGAUAUUAGCUCAAGCAAGAGCAGAGGCAAGGGUAGAGGCUGAGAUUACCCUUGAAGCUAAAUUGGAAAAGAUGAAGGAGGCACAAUUAAGGGCCAUAGUCUUUAACUGAGAUUUUAAAAUUUCAUAAUCCAUAAUUGAGAUUAAUAUUUUUAGAAAGUCCUUAAUUAUCAUUUUCCCUAUACAUUUUCUCCCCAUUUAGAUAGCAAUUUAAGUGACCCUUUGCUGUUGAUCAGUAAUAGCAACAGUAAUGUUUUGACAAGCGACUAUACAAAAAAAUUUCGAAGGUUAUGAAAUUGGUAUUAGUGAA